UUGGGUUGCUAUAAUAUUGGCACUUGAAAGUAACGAUUAACCAAAGGAUCAACAUGCCACACUAAAAAAACGGUGAUGAGGAUCAUCAUAAAUAAGUCUGCAGAAAAACUUAAAACAUUCAAUGUACACAACUCAUUGGACUAAGAUUCAGGAGGAGAGACGGAUCACUGUUGCCGGAAAAAGAAAGUAGAAGACACAAAAGUCACAACGAUGGCGGCGAAUGAGUUUUUCUGGUCGUAUUCAGAUGAACCACACGCUUCUCGCCGCCGUCAGAUCCUCGCCCGAUACCCCCAAAUCAGACAACUCUUUGGUCCUGAUCCAUGGGCUCUCCUCAAGGUAAUUCUUGUUGUUUCGCUUCAACUAUGCACCGCCAUAUACCUCCACGACGUUGGGUGGACGAAGAUACUCACGGUGGCCUACUUUUUUGGAUCUUUUCUCAACCACAAUCUUUUCUUAGCCAUUCAUGAACUAAGUCACAAUCUUGCUUUCUCUAAUCCGAUCUAUAACCGUUUCCUUGGGAUCUUCGCUAACCUCCCUAUUGGGGUACCAAUGUCAGUCACUUUCCAAAAAUACCACCUUGAACACCACCGUUACCAAGGUGUUGACGGGGUUGACACAGACAUCCCUACCCUAAUAGAAGCACGCUUGGUAAAAAACAUCGUCACUAAAUGCAUAUGGGUACUCUUACAACUAUUCUUUUACGCCCUUAGACCAUUACUAGUCAACCCUAAACGCCCUGGAAAAUGGGAAUUCUUGAAUGUUAUCAUCCAAAUCGGCCUUGAUGCUUGUAUGAUUUGCUUCUCGGGGUGGAGAUCUUUCAGUUACAUGAUCCUUUCAACGUUUGUUGGAGGUGGAAUGCACCCGAUGGCGGGGCAUUUCAUCUCCGAGCACUACGUAUUCGACAAGAAAGAAGGCCAGGAGACGUAUUCGUAUUAUGGUCCGUUAAAUAUAAUGUCAUGGCACGUAGGGUACCAUAACGAGCACCAUGAUUUUCCAAGAAUACCAGGUUGUAGGCUUCAUAAAGUAAGGGAAAUCGCACCCGAAUACUACGACAACUUAGAUUCUUAUAGGUCUUGGAGCCAUGUGAUAUACUCUUACAUAGCAGAUAAUUCUUUGGGACCAUUUAGCAGGAUAAAGAGAAACCUCUCCACAAAGAACAAGUAGGAAAAUUGCAUUCUUUUUAGUGUUUUCCUUACAUUUUUUUAGUGAUGAAGGUUACAUUUCCGAUGUGAUCAUUUCAAGCAUUGGUUUGUGAUAUUUAAUAUGAAAAGUUUAAGAAA
Lactuca sativa (garden lettuce) is the source of this 1280-nucleotide messenger RNA. It is a transcript of the gene DES-1-LIKE, whose product is annotated as fatty acid desaturase family protein. NCBI's taxonomy places the organism in Eukaryota, Viridiplantae, Streptophyta, Magnoliopsida, Asterales, Asteraceae. Gene Ontology annotation, biological process: ceramide biosynthetic process. Gene Ontology annotation, cellular component: membrane. Gene Ontology annotation, molecular function: sphingolipid delta-4 desaturase activity. The record is from RefSeq and is a predicted model, not a curated record.